Messenger RNA from Tachyglossus aculeatus (Australian echidna), 1551 nucleotides. RefSeq names its product growth differentiation factor 5 (gene GDF5). NCBI's taxonomy places the organism in Eukaryota, Metazoa, Chordata, Mammalia, Monotremata, Tachyglossidae. The record is from RefSeq and is a predicted model, not a curated record. The transcript is spliced from 2 exons. Gene Ontology annotation, cellular component: extracellular region. Gene Ontology annotation, molecular function: cytokine activity; growth factor activity. The coding region runs from base 135 to 1541 and encodes 468 amino acids. Gene Ontology annotation, biological process: SMAD protein signal transduction; BMP signaling pathway.
GGACGGUCCCCGCUCCCGCUGCCCGUCCCGCCGUCCCCGCCGAGGAGCCCCCCGCUCCAGGGUCGCUGCCGCCGGGCCAGAGGCCCCGUCCCCGCCGCCGUUUCCCGUGGGCCCCCGCAGCCGCCCGCCAGAGGAUGAGGCCUCCACGCCUCCUCGCUGUCCUGCUGUGGCACCUGACCUGGCUGGACGCCCACCUCCUGUCCGACGGCCUGAGCGGCCCCAAGCCGGGACUGACCAAAGCGGACGCCAAGGAGAGGAGCCCGCCGGCCGCCGGGGCCGGCUUCAGGCCCGGGGGCCACGGGCCGGGCGGCGGAGGGGCGGCCGGGGCCCAGGCCGGGGCCGCCCGGCCGCCCAAGAAGGCGCCCCCGAGGCCGGGAGGUGCGGCUCCCAAGCCGGGGCCCCCCAAGCCCCCGGCCCGGGCCGGAAAGGCGACCCCCAAGGGGGCCUCCUCGCCCGGCCCCUUCCCGCCGAAAACGACGGCCAAGGGGCCCGGGGCCCCGAGGGAGCCCAAGGAGCCCUUCCGCCCGCCCCCCGUGACCCCUCACGAGUACAUGCUGUCCCUCUACCGGACCCUGUCCGACGCCGGACGCAAGGGGGUCAACGGCAGCGUGAAGCUGGAGGCCGGGCUGGCCAACACCAUCACCAGCUUCAUAGACAAAGGGCAAGAUGACCGGACGGCGCCGGCGGUGCGGAAGCAGCGCUACGUGUUCGACCUGGGCGCCCUGGAGAGGGACGGGCUGCUGGGCGCGGAGCUGCGCGUCCUGCGGAAGAAGGCGUCGGGCCCCCGCCAGCCCGCGGCGGGCGGGCGGGCGGCCCAGCUGAGGCUGUCCAGCUGCCCCGGCGGCCGUCCGGCGGGCCCCGUCCUGCUGGAGAGCCGGGCGGUGGGGCCGGCGGAGGGCCCCCGCUGGGAGGUGUUCGACGUCUGGAAGCUGGCCCGCAGCUUCAAGACCUCGGCCCAGCUGUGCCUGGAGCUGGAGGCGGCGGAGCGGGGCCGGCCGCUGGACCUCCGGGCCCUGGGCUUCGGCCGCGCCGGCCGGCCCGUCCCCGAGCGGGCCCUCUUCCUGGUGUUCGGCCGCACGGAGCGGCGGGACCUCUUCUUCGACGAGAUCAAGGCGCGGUCCGGCCAGGAUGACCAGACCGUCUACGAGUACCUGUUCAGCCAGCGGCGGAAACGCCGGGCCCCGCUGGCCGCCCGCCAGGGCAAGCGGCCCGGCAAGGGCGCCAAGGCCCGCUGCGCCCGCAAGGCCCUGCACGUCAACUUCAAGGACAUGGGCUGGGACGAUUGGAUCAUCGCCCCGCUGGAGUACGAGGCCCACCACUGCGACGGGCUCUGCGAGUUCCCCCUGCGCUCCCACCUGGAGCCCACCAACCACGCCGUCAUCCAGACGCUCAUGAACUCCAUGGACCCCGACGCCACGCCGCCCACCUGCUGCGUGCCCACCCGCCUCAGCCCCAUCAGCAUCCUCUUCAUCGACUCGGCCAACAACGUGGUCUACAAGCAGUACGAGGACAUGGUGGUGGAGGCCUGCGGCUGCAGGUAGGGGCCGGGCC